Messenger RNA from Humulus lupulus (European hop), 1065 nucleotides. RefSeq lists its product as uncharacterized. Lineage: Eukaryota; Viridiplantae; Streptophyta; Magnoliopsida; Rosales; Cannabaceae. The record is from RefSeq and is a predicted model, not a curated record. The coding region runs from base 1 to 1065 and encodes 354 amino acids. The transcript is spliced from 3 exons.
AUGCCUCAACCUCAUACACCACCACCUAGGCCAUCAGUUGCUGAAGAGAAGUCGAAUGAGUUACAAGCUGCACUGUUGACAUUGACUAACUCCCAAGCUCAAUUUAUGACUGAAACUCAGUCAUCAAGCAGAAAUCUCGAAAUGGAAGUGGGUCAAUUGGAAAGCAGACCUCAAGGAAAUUUGCCAAGUAAUACUGAGGUGAAUCCUAAAGAGCAAUGCCAUGCAAUCUCCUUGAGGAGCGAUGCAAAGUUGGAAGAGCCAGUUGAGAAAUCUAGCCUUCCAUCAAAAAUGGAGUCUGAAAUAAAAGGAAAGGUGGAAGAAAAGGAUAUUGAGAACCUUGAGAAGAAGCAGUCACAAGUGAGUAUAGAUCAUCACAUAAAAAUUCCUUUUCCACAUAGGCUACACAAGAACAACCUAGAUAAACAGUUUGCAAAGUUUUUGGAGAAAGUUGAGGGAUAUGAGACAGUUGCGCUUACUGAGGAGUGCAGUGCAAUAUUGCAAAAGAAAUUACCGCCAAAGCUUAAAGAUCUUAGUAGUUUCACUGUUCCAUGCUCUAUAGAGGGUUCAAUGGUGAUAAAGAUUUUAUGUGAUAUAGGCACUAGUGUGAAUCUAAUGCCUCAAUCAAUCUUCCUACCGAUCUUCCGCAAGUUGAAAUUGGGAGAAGCUCGCCAUACUACUAUGUCCCUACAAAUGGUGGAUCGUUCAGUGAAGCACCCAAGAGCUACCGGAAGAGCGCUAAUUGAUGUACCAAAAGGGGAGUUGAAGCUAUGCGUGCAACAAGACGAGAAAACAUUUAAUGUUUUUGCAGCAACUGAAAUUCCAACUUGUUAUGGAGUUGAUGUGAUAAUAGGUGGUGGUAGUAAGGUGGAAGUUACCAAGAGAAAGGUCAUUGCUCAAGUUGGCAGUCGAACAAUGUGUCAUCGUUUGAAAAGGUUCGUUAGUGGGAAAGCUCAACUAUUACAUGAGCGGUGGAAAGUCCCACCACUUUGUAAUAUUAAGAAACGAGCGUCUUCUUAUGAUAUUAUGGCUCUCAAGGACUUGAGAGGUGGCUUGGAUCCGAGUUGA